This is a messenger RNA of Polistes dominula (European paper wasp), 2490 nucleotides long. RefSeq names its product N-acetyl-alpha-glucosaminidase (gene Naglu). The record is from RefSeq and is a predicted model, not a curated record. Lineage: Eukaryota; Metazoa; Arthropoda; Insecta; Hymenoptera; Vespidae.
UCUCUCUCUCUCUCUCUCUCUCUAAUUUCCUUCUCUUAUCUUCCCCUCUCAGUUGCAUCUCAUUUUCUAUCAUCAUAAAUCCAGUCUACAAUCGAGAGUCGCCAGUUAUCGUUCAAGAUGACUACAAUAAUAUCAUGGAUCUGUUUUUGUGCGUUGUUUUCAACAAUUUUUGCUGGUCAACAUUUAAAAAAAGACGGAUUUCAGAAAACGUUGGGACACUUGAGACCAAGAACACCACCGGAGGUUCAAGAGAAUGCAGUGAAAGAUUUGAUUGGAAGAUUAUUAGGAAAUGAUUUAGUUAAUUUAUUCGAUGUUCAUGUUGAUCCUAAUCUAGGACCAGCAGGAAAAGAUACAUUUCAGAUAACAAAAAAUGAUGCUGGUUUAAUAGAAAUUCAUGGUAAUUCUGGUGUAACCGUAGCAUGGGGUUUACAUUAUUAUUUAAAAAAUUAUUGCAACGCUCAUAUAUCCUGGGAUGGAAAUCAAAUCGAGUUACCUCGUACCUUGCCAGAUGUUCGUGUCAUGAUUAAGUCAAACGAUAGAUUUAGGUAUUAUCAAAAUGUAUGUACGUUGGGUUAUAGUUCAGUUUGGUGGCAAUGGGAACAAUGGGAACAACAUUUAGAUUGGAUGGCCCUUAAUGGGAUUAAUUUAGCUUUAGCAUUUGUAGGACAAGAAGUCAUUUGGGAAAGAGUUUAUUUCAAGUUAAAUUUAACUCAAGAUGAGAUUGACGAACAUUUUGGUGGUCCUGCUUUUUUACCUUGGUCUAGGAUGGGUAAUAUUCGUGGAUUUGGUGGACCAUUGACUGCUAAUUGGCAUCGCAAAAGUUUACGUUUACAACAUCUUAUACUUGAAAGGAUGAGAGAAUUUGGAAUAAUCCCUGUAUUACCUGCAUUUGCUGGUCACGUGCCAAGAGCCUUUGCCAGAUUAUUUCCAAAUGCCAAAAUGACCAAGAUAGAUAGUUGGAAUAAAUUCGAGGAUAAAUAUUGUUGUCCUUACUUAUUGGAUCCCACGGAUGAAUUGUUUCAAAUUGUCGGUGAAAUGUUUUUAAAAAUGUAUAUCAAAGAAUUUGGAACGGAUCAUAUAUACAAUUGUGAUACUUUUAAUGAAAACGAACCUGGUAGCAGUGAAUUAACUUAUUUAGGAAAUAUUUCAAGAUCUAUUUUUUCCGUCAUGAAUAAAGUAGAUCAUCAUGCUAUAUGGUUGAUGCAAGGAUGGUUGUUCGUUCAUGAAUUCACUUUCUGGACCGAGCCCAGAGUUCAAACAUUUUUAACUUCAGUUCCAAUAGGACGAAUGAUAGUACUCGAUUUACAAUCGGAACAAUUUCCGCAAUACAGAAGAUUAAAGUCGUAUUAUGGUCAACCAUUUAUAUGGUGUAUGCUGCAUAACUUUGGUGGUACUUUAGGAAUGUUUGGUUCGGCAGAGAUUAUUAAUAAACGUGUGUUCGAAGGAAGAAAUAUGGCAGGUAGUACAAUGGUAGGAACAGGUUUAACACCAGAAGGUAUUAAUCAAAAUUAUGUCAUUUAUGAAUUAAUGAAUGAAAUGGCUUAUCGUCGUGAACCCGUUGAUCUUGAUUUAUGGUUUGAAAAUUAUGCUGUUCGUAGAUACGGUGCGUGGAACGAGUAUACCAUAAAAGCAUGGAAAAAUUUAGGUAAAACUAUUUAUAAUUUUAACGGAUUACAAAGGAUUAGAGGAAAGUACGUUGCUACCAGACGGCCAAGUUUAAAACUUUCCACUUGGACUUGGUACAAUCGUCAGAAUUUUUUUGAUACUUGGAAUACGUUCAUGAUGGCACGAUUUGGAAGAUGUAACAGUACAUUGUACAAACACGACGUUGUAGAUAUAACCAGACAAACAUUGCAAUUGUUAAUCGAUUUAAGUUACCUUGAAGUACUUGAUUCGUACAAUAAAAAAGAUCUCUAUGCACUUCGAUCUUGGUCAUCGAACAUAAUCGCAUAUUUUAACGAUCUCGAAAUGAUACUAGCAUCGAGUAAAGAUUUUUUAUUAGGCAAUUGGUUAAAAGCAGCAAAAUCAAUGGCGGAUAAUAAUGAUUUAAAUGAAAUGAAAUUAUACGAAUACAAUGCUAGAAAUCAAAUAACUUUGUGGGGACCAAACGGUGAAAUAAGAGAUUAUGCUAAUAAACAAUGGUCAGGUGUAAUCGUUGAUUAUUUUCAACCACGAUGGAAAAUAUUUCUCGAUGCUCUUCAGGAUACUAUAAGUAAAAAUAUUAAAUACAACAUUACAGAAAUUAAUGAAAGGAUUUUUCGUGAAGUCGAAGAACCUUUUACUAGAUCGAAUAAAAUUUAUUCGACUGAACCCAAAGGUGACCCUAUCGAGAUAGCAAUGAACAUAUUAUCCAACUGGUACAGUCCUGUUCUGAUGAAUAUUUUAAGAUUGAGAACAUCAUCACGAGUUUCUUCAUACGAAUUCGAUUUAUAAUUUAAUUUCAUUUUUUUAAUUAUUUAAUAUUAGUCAGUAAUUAUUUUCAUUUCUUAA